Messenger RNA from Mobula hypostoma (lesser devil ray), 1846 nucleotides. Its product is annotated as zinc finger protein 84-like. Bases 404 to 1681 code for a protein of 425 amino acids. Gene Ontology annotation, molecular function: DNA-binding transcription factor activity, RNA polymerase II-specific; RNA polymerase II cis-regulatory region sequence-specific DNA binding. NCBI's taxonomy places the organism in Eukaryota, Metazoa, Chordata, Chondrichthyes, Myliobatiformes, Myliobatidae. The transcript has 2 exons. Gene Ontology annotation, cellular component: transcription regulator complex; PcG protein complex; chromatin. Gene Ontology annotation, biological process: regulation of transcription by RNA polymerase II. The record is from RefSeq and is a predicted model, not a curated record.
GCUACGGUCGCCGGACACACCGUGGCUCUGAACCCCGGAACGGUCCUGCUCGUUUCCCUCACUCUCUUUCCCACGAUUCGCACCCGGGCCCCAGGUGCUGAGCGCUAUUUCUCGGCUCCUGCGUAGCUCUGCGACAGGUUGAAAACAGCAAAGAAUUUCUGAAUGGGGAUCUUGAAAACAAAAACACGUCAGUUCUGCUGUCUUUGUCAGCUCACCAGCAUUUGAAAACAAUCAGUCUCUGAAUGUAGAGGAGGAGAUGCUUGAGAAGACAGCACAACAGUCACAGCAAGGAGAAUCCGAACACGUGUUCAGUGUCGGGGUGAGAUUUGGAUGAACCUACCUGUAUCUUCAAGUCAUUGAAGGAGUGACCAGAUAUUUCCUUGUACGCCAGUGAGUUCAAAUCAUGGAGGGGCCAUUCACCUGCGCCGUGUGUGGGAAGGGAUUCUCUCAGUGUGCCCAGCUGAUCAGUCACCAGCGUGUUCACACUGGGGAGAGGCCGUUCACCUGCGCUGAAUGUGGGAAGGGAUUCACUCGGCCAUCUCAUCUACUGGCACACCAGCGAGUUCACACUGGGGAGAGACCGUUCACCUGCUCUGAAUGUGGGAAGGGAUUUACUGAGUCGUCUAACCUGCUGGCACACCAGCGAGUUCACUCUGGGGAGAGACCGUUCAUCUGCUCGGUGUGUGGGAGGGGAUUCUCGACUUCAACUCAGCUGAUGAGGCACCAGCCAGUUCACACUGGGGAGAGACCGUUCACCUGCUCUGAAUGUGGGAAGGGAUUCACUCAGUCAUCUAACCUACUGGCACACGAACGAGUUCACACUGGGGAGAGUCCAUUCACCUGCUCUGAAUGUGGGAAGGGAUUUUCUCGGUCAUCACACCUGCUGGCACACCAACGAGUUCACACUGGGGAGAGACCGUUCACCUGCUCUGAAUGUGGGAGGGGAUUUACUCAGUCAGUUAACCUACUAGCACACCAGCGAGUUCACACUGGGGAGAGACCGUUCACCUGCUCUGAAUGUGGGAAGGGGUUUACUCGGUCAUCGAGCCUUCUGGCACACCAGCGAGUUCAUACCAGAGAGAGCCCAUUUGUCUGUUCUGUGUGUGGGAAGGGAUUCACUCGGUCAACUCAUCUGAUAAGACACCAGCGAGGUCACACUGGAGAGAACCCGUUCACUUGUUCCAUUUGUGAGAAAGGGUUCACUCGGUCAGCUCAGCUGCAGAUCCACCAGCGAGUUCACACUGGGGAGCGACCUUUCACCUGCUCUGAAUGUGGGAGGGGAUUUACUCAGUCAUCUGACUUACAGACACACCAGCGAAGAAGUCACAGUGGGGAGAGGCCAUUCAGCUGCUCUGAAUGUGGGAAGGGAUUUACUCUGUCAUCUUCUCUUCUGAGACACCAGCGAAUUCACACGGGGGAGAGACCAUUCACGUGCUCUGAAUGUGGGAAGGGAUUCACUCAGUUAUCUAACCUACUGGCACACCAGCGAGUUCACACUAGGGAGAGGCCAUUCAUCUGUUCCACGUGUGGGAAGGGAUUCUCUCAGUCAUCUCAGCUGAUGACACAUCAGCGAGUUCACAGUGGGGAGAGACCAUUCACCUGCUCUGAAUGUGGGAAGGGAUUCACUCAGUCGUCCAACCUUGUGACGCACUACCGGGUUCACACUUGGGAAAGUGCUUAAAUAAGCAGCCUGCUGGAUAUUUAACCGUCACAGUUUCUGAGUCCACAGACACAUUCAAAAGCGAUUGUAGGUGUCAGACUAAUUAUUUUGCUCUCAUCAAACCAUGUCUGCGCCCCAGUGAUUGGGAUGGGAAGUGUUUCUUAUUUAAUGGGAUUGGAGUUUAAU